AGAUCACAGUGCUGUGAUGGAUGGAAUGAGAAUGUGACGUGGGCAGGGUUUGGUGUGUACCCAAUGUGUGCAAGCAGACAGAAAGCACCACAGGGUGUGGUAGGGUGGGGGACAACACAGCGGGCAAGUUAGCCUAGAACCCUUUCCUUCUGGUCGCAAACGCCGAGCUGUCAACAUCGCUAGCACUAGAGAAAGAAACUUGAUUCGAUUUUUGAUCAAGUAAGACCUAGAGGUCACGUUGAACAAAAUCAUCAUCAGGGGAGAUAAUAAAAAGGUACAAACAGAACACCGAACUCGUAGAUUAGGCCUACAUCAUCAUUUCCCUUGAGUUUAUGACUGGAUCCCUUAUAACGAGAAUCCUGCUAAAACGGACAUUUCGCACAGGAUUCCACUGUAACACCAAUUCAAAUUUUUUCUGUUUCGCAAAUUCAGGAAUAUCUAGAGAAAACUGCUGCAAUAAUCAGGGAAGAGCUCACAGAUCGAUGUGAUCCCACCUGGAGCAAAAAUGUAGGCCCUACCCACCCUGCGAGUGAUGUAAUUUUAGGCAGAGAGCUCAGACGCGAGUUUGAUGUUUCGGGAAAACAAACGCGUCGGUCAGUUCACACUUCGGAGUGAUCCCGUCUGGGGCAAACAUUGUACCAUUUCAUAGAGUGUUACAACGCUUAUGUGAUCACAUUCACGAGAGUCGCUGAUCUUUGAAGCAACUGGCAGUUCAUCAAUGUCAACUUUUCACUCUUGGCUGUGCCCGACCACGUUUUUGUUCAGUAAAUUAUGAUCUGAAAUGCGGGAUCUUAGCCGACUGUAGACCUUCAGAGCCUACAAACUGAAAUGGAUGAGAUUUCUCCAGAGGGAGAGAUUAUCAAAGGCAACAGAGAUGUACAAGAUCUAGAUCCUUUGAAGCAAGAGGAUGCUUUUUCAAAGAAGAAAAAGAAACGGAAGCCCCUUAAGGAACAGCUAAAAGAUCCUAUCUACAAAAAGAAGCUUAUAAAUUCUUUGUGUAUUUCCCUUGUUUUUCUUACUUUGGGCAUGUGUAUUGGUAUGCAUGGCCCAACUUUUUUAGACCUUCAGAUCAUCACCAACACAGAUGUAGAGAGAGGGGCUGCAUUUUUUACUGCUGGAUCUAUUGGUUACUUCAUCGGAUCCGUGGCCACUGGAGCUGUAUAUAACUAUGUGAGCCAGAGUUUAUUACUCUUCAUAGGAUCAACAUUUCUAGGGGUGGUCUGCUGUAUAACUCCAUACUGCUCCCCAUACGCUUUGAUGAUUUUUAUCCGUGGUGCUGGGGGUGUGGCUUGUGGCUUUGUGGACACAACUGGAAAUGCAAAUCAUAUGCAGAUCUGGGGAAAUGAAGGUCAAGUACUGAUGCAACUACUCCAUUUUUGCUUUGCCCUUGGAGGCACCAUCUCUCCCUUGUAUACAGAGCCCUUCCUCGCGCCCAAGGAAGACGAGGAAAAUUCAAGUACAGUCAGUUUGAACAUGAUUACAGUUACAACUGUUGGUCCAUUGAAUGCUAGCUCCAGUGGAUACGGCAUUUUACCUCCGAGUAGGAACAGCUCACAGAACUUCAAUUUGACAUCACCUUCUGUGGGAACUGAGAGAACGACUCAUGUUGCCUAUGCUUUUCUCAUAACAGGAAUAUUAUGUGUUGCAUCAGCCAUACCAUUUCUGGUAAUUUAUGUUAAAGAGAAACUGAAAGAAAAAAAGAAAGGGAAGACUGCUGAGGAGACUCUAACACAACGUGACCUACCUCGCCCGGUUCUAGUGUUUGUUCUAGUCACUGUGUGCGCUUUUUAUUUAGUGUACUGUAGCGUAGAAGACACUUUUGCUUCUUUCCUCAUGACAUUUCUUGUAAAACAGUACGAUUUUGUAUCCAAAUCCAAGGGAGCUUAUAUAACAGCGUUUUACUGGGCUUCUUUUGCUGUGUCCAGAUUUUUAAUGAUAUUUUUGUCAAAAAUACUAAGUCCUGUGAAAUUGCUAACACUUUGCUGUAGUCUCAUGGUUGUGUCAUUUGCUGGAUUUUAUAUCAGUGCUACGUUUAGUGCCAUCAAGGCUCUCACUUUUUUUGCAGUGCUGGCAGGAUUUAGCAUGUCAGCUGUCUUCCCAUCAGGCUUUUCGUGGACAGAGCAAGAACUGUUGAGAGUGACCGGUCGUGUUUCUUCCUGCAUUUUACUCUCUGCUUGUUUGGGCACUAUGGCUAACCCCAUGUUAUUGGCUUAUCUCAUGGAAGAAUUUUCCAAUAUGUGGUUCUGUUACCUUUUAGUAAAUCAGACUGUCCUGUUGUGCGUUCUGUUUAUAUUUUUGCUGAUUUUCAAUAGGUGCUACCUGAAUGUAAGGUAUGGAAAACUACAAAUGACACCAGAUAUCACUAUUGAUGUGGAGCUUGAAAUAAAUCAACCGUUAAGUUCUGAGAACUUGGGCAAAGUACAAAAUUGUGUUGACCCAUUGGAUGAAAAGAUCCGUUAAUGUUUUGUGAUACUUAUGAGUCUUUCUUUUUUUGUUUUGUUGGGGAAAUAAGAGUACUGUCGGUGAAAUUGUUUUAAUGCUGUCAACUGCAGUAUUAAUAUUUAUGUUUCAAAAUCUUUAAUUUAUGCAAGCUUUGUGCCAUAUUUUAGUGGCAUUUCAUAAUGUUAGACGAAGUUUAACAUAUUGUCAAUUGCAUUUAGCUCUAGUUCAUUUUUUGUCUUUUAAAGAUUUAAACAUUUUCAUUUUUUAGAUUGUGUGAGGGUCUGUGGAAUAGUCCAAACGUAAUAAACUUUCUGCAGAUAUCUUUUUGAUAACAUCUUCAUGCUACUUGGAAUGAGUUUGCUGCAAAUAUUUUUUAAAGAAUAUACAAAGACACUACUGUGAUUUGUUUUGCCAAAAAAUCCAUGAUUUUCAUAUUCACAUAAUGUAACAGACGAGGUAUCUGUGAUAGCCCUUUUUAUCUUUCGGUUCAGUUUUAUGACUCGUAAACCUGAGCCCCCUAAAUGCAAAGGGCCUUACUCUGUUUAGCACUCAGGAUGAGAAAAAUGAAGAACAAGAAAAGUGCAUUGCAUUUUUUCUUUUUCAAAGAGUUUUAAACAUUUUUUUAAAAACAACUAGUCGCUACUUUUCUUAUUCCUACUUCAAAGUACCAUUUGGCAGUGUGACUUAGUAUGAUGUGUAUGUAAUACAGUAGUCUCCGCCUAAAAGCACGCUCCGCUCAAAUGCAUGCUUUCAUCGUCUGACAGGUUUUUUUACUAUAUAAUUUAGACUACAAACGCACAGUCACUUCCUCUAAACGCACGCUCCCAUCCGUGAAACACGCCGACAGGUAAAGCUUGAAAACGGGGAAUUUCCACUACAGCUACAACCUGCACAGCUUGCAUUAGACAAGCAUAGAAAACCGGAUAUUUGGUGAGACUGCCCCUCUCGCCGAACAAAGAGAGCGAUGGACAGCAUUUUCACACCCAACUUUCCACAGACACAAAGGUCUAGAUCUCGGUCUAGGGCUGGUCGGUGAAAUGUUGGUGAGGAGGGGACUGAAUUGUUUUUUGAUUGGUCACUGGGAAUGCAUCGUUGAGAAAAG
Aplysia californica (California sea hare) is the source of this 3544-nucleotide messenger RNA. RefSeq names its product sodium-dependent glucose transporter 1A. The coding region runs from base 829 to 2460 and encodes 543 amino acids. The record is from RefSeq and is a predicted model, not a curated record. Lineage: Eukaryota; Metazoa; Mollusca; Gastropoda; Aplysiida; Aplysiidae. The transcript is spliced from 5 exons. Gene Ontology annotation, biological process: transmembrane transport.